Messenger RNA from Heterostelium album PN500, 1083 nucleotides. Its product is annotated as sucrase/ferredoxin-like domain-containing protein. NCBI's taxonomy places the organism in Eukaryota, Evosea, Eumycetozoa, Acytosteliales, Acytosteliaceae. The record is from RefSeq and is a predicted model, not a curated record. Bases 1 to 1083 code for a protein of 360 amino acids. The transcript has 2 exons.
AUGAAACCAAGUAUCAAAUUGCUAACAUUGUCUUGUGUAGGUCUAUCGGCCGCAGUUGUUGCCAUCGCCUAUCGUUAUAUCAGUUCACAAUCGAAUACUGAUAAAUCAUUGAGUGAAUUCAGUGCCGAGCCAAGCCAAGAGUCACCAGACAAAAAAGUCAGUUCCUACGACUCUGCUGCUUCACCAAGUGACGCUCCUUCUACUCCACCCAUUACCUCGACAACAGCGACAACAACACCAACAACAACUACUACAACAACUGACAAUGUUAAUAACAAUAAUAAUAACAACAACAAUAACAAUAUUGAUGUAAUUGGUGAUAUUGAAGAUCUCAAUAAGAAAUGUGGAUUCUGUAGACCAGAGAUGACCGACGCCGAUAGAAAGUCACCAGCCAACUCGAUUCACGAGUACAGCAGACACUACUUUAUUUGCAGUGGCAUUGCAGCUGACAAGUGGCCAUCUAAAUGGUUCGAAUCCUCUGAACAGCUUAUGACUUUGGCCGAUCCAAUCAAGAAGCACUCUCGUACUCAGUUGGAGCCAUCGAUCUUCAACGGUAUCGACAUGGAAUCGACCUCGCAAAACACUGACUUUUUGUUGUUCCCAGAGAUGGUGAAACUCGUAGACGUCGAUGCACCACAACUCGAAUCACUCUUGGACUACUUCUCAAAGAACAAAUCGAUUACCGACAACGAUGAUUCAUUCCCAUCGCAUAUUAAAAUCGAGAAUAUUACUGGCAAAUAUAUAUUUGUUUGUGCACACAAAUUAAAAGAUGAACGUUGUGGUUAUUGUGGACCGAUUUUGGUUGAUCAGUUGAAAGAAGAGAUCGAACGUCGUGGACUCUCCAACGAGAUCAAGGUUUACGCUUCCACUCAUGUCGGUGGACACAAGUAUGCCGGUAACGUGUUGGUCUUCCCAGCCGGUCAUUGGUACGGUUACGCACAACCAUCGGAUAUCAAUGAGAUCAUUGAUAGUACCAUCAACGGUAACGUGAUCACAAGAUUACAUCGUGGUACAAUGGGACAACCAGUACUCAAAGAAGAGAAAGAAAAGAAACAAAAAGGUGAUCAUCACAAGAAACAUUAA